AUGCCUGGUUGUGCCCAACCCGGGGCCGGCAGCAAGGAUUCCUUGCGGGAAGGAUGCCGGAAGCUCCGGCUCAGGCAUCAAAGGCUCCCUAAAUUUGGGCUUUUUGGGGGCACAUUUGACUUCUCCCUGUGCACGGGGCACAUUUUCCUGGGCUUUUCCAAGUGCGGCCGCUACGUCCUGUCCUACACGAGCAGCAGCGGCGACGACGACUUCUCCUUCUACAUCUACCACCUCUACUGGUGGGAGUUCAACGUGCACAGCAAGCUGCGGCUGGACGUGGCAGGGGUCCCUGUCCCCUGUCCUCACAGUGUCCCCAUGUCCCUGUGUGGCUUCCUGAUCCACACCGAGUCCCAGGUGUCCCUGUGCCCUCAUGGCGCCGCGCGGCCGCACUGUCUCCGGCACGGCUUCCUGCUCCACACCAAGUACCAGGUCGUCUACCCGUUCCCGACGUUCCAGCCUGCGUUCCAGCUCAAGAAGGACCACGUGGUGCUGCUCAACACCAGCUACUCGCUCGUGGCCUGCGCCGUGGCCGUGCGCGCCGCCGGGACACUGCCCCCCAUCGCGCCGUGUCCUCGGUGUCCCCUCAACGUCCCUUCCCUCUCGCAGGGCCAGUUCCUGACGGUGGAGCAGCUGACGCUGGAUUUCGAGUACGUCAUCAACGAGGUGAUCCGGCACGACGCCGCCUGGGCCCGCCAGUUCUGCUCCUUCAGCGACUACGACAUCGUCAUCCUCGAGGUGUGUCCCGAGACCAACCAGGUCAUCAUCAACAUCGGGCUGCUGCUGCUGGCCUUCCCCUCGCCCGACGAAGAGGGGCAGCUCUGCUGA
Messenger RNA from Tinamus guttatus (white-throated tinamou), 825 nucleotides. The record is from RefSeq and is a predicted model, not a curated record. NCBI's taxonomy places the organism in Eukaryota, Metazoa, Chordata, Aves, Tinamiformes, Tinamidae.